CGUCGCACAUGCCCCCUCCCCCCUUGAGAAGUGCGCUCUGUUAACGACCCAGAUCGGGGCGGGGGGCUCUCCUUGGACACCCAGUUCCCCAAAGGGCGUGGGAGCAGAGUUCAUUGUCCUGAUCUAGGCUCAGCGGUGGAAAGUCUCUGGGCUCAGAAGUGGGUGUGGGGGGAGGAGGACGGUGUAGCCUUGGGGACCCACCCGCCCCCCAAAUUCAGUGGGAGCCGCGUUCACCAGCCCGAUGAAACUGAAAGAGGAGAACUAGCUGCUAGGGUGUUGCCGAGCCGCUCAGUCCGACUCGUGCACAGGAGGUAGGUGGAGUCAGGGAGGGAGUAGCAGCUCCAUCCAUGCAGCUCCCCCACCCCAAGGAAUCACCCCCUACAGAGGCGAUCAGGGGAAGGGGUGGGGGCUCCUUCCACUCGCCUCGGGAGGGUCCUGCAGCCUAUGCGGACAGCGCUGGGCAUUGGCCGUGGGGGCGGCCAAAUAAGCCCACGGGGGAGCCCAAGUUGUGCAUUGCAGCUUUAAAGGGGCUGGUGAUUGACAGGGCAUGUAGCAGUGGAUGGGGUGGAGCUGCUGGGUGGGGUCAGGGACAGGCAGCUGGUGAAAACGAAAAGAGAGAGAGGGGGGAAAAAACAACAUUGCCCCCCCACCCCCGCCAUCAGCAAACACAAGGCGAGGAAGAGGAGAGGGGGAAGAGGAGGAAGGCUGAGUGGGAGCAGAGCCUUUCCAAGAAGCCCAGAGCCUCCCCCACCCACCUACUCCACCCUCCCCUCCCUUCAGCACAGCUAAGCACCCAGAGCUCGCCCCGUGCCUGCCCGAGCCCACGGGGAGGCAGAGGGAGGACCCCCCCGAGCAAGCCCAGGGGGAGCAGGAGGAGAUGCACUCCGAGGAGCAGAAAGAGAAAGUACCACCAUUGCUGGGCCAGUGCCCCCCAGCCAGCUGACCCGGAGCAUUCUUAGCAUGUGGUUUCCUUCUACAAAGUCACCUGGCAGUGGUUGCAGGCUCAGUCCAGAGUAAGGUGCUGCCCAAGAUGAGCUCCUCAUCGCUGCUGGAGGACAGCUCCAUAGAUCCCCCGGUGCUGCUAACCGACAUCAAGACAGAGCCCCCCGAAGAGCUGCUGGCCAGCGACUGCAACCAGCCCCAGGCCGAGCCAGUGGACCUGUCACUCAACAAGCCCAAGGUGUCGCUGCAGUCCUCCACCCUGCUGCCCUCCUCCAUCAGGUCCUCGCCCAUGCUGGUGGCACCGCCCAUCCAGGCCCCCGUGGUCUCCAUGUCACCCACGGGGCUGGGCUCUUCUUCCGCCAUCCCCGCUGUGCUGUCUCCUGGCUCCAUCCUGGCCUCCACGCAGGGCAGCGGGGGCCAGCAGAUCCUGCACGUCAUCCACACAAUCCCCUCGGUCAACCUGCCCAGCAAGAUGGGCAACUUGCAGACCAUCCCAGUGGUGGUGCAGUCCCUACCCGUGGUCUACACCACAAUGCCCACAGACGGGGUCACCGCUGCCAUCACCGUGCCCCUCAUCGGCGGCGAUGGCAAGAACGCCGGAUCCGUGAAAAUUGACCCCAGCUCCAUGUACCCCCUGGAGAUGAACAGUGACAGCGAGGACAGCGUCACAGAGAGCAGCUCAGCCCCCUUCCAGGACCUGCAGAGAGAGUCGCGGUCGCCUGUGGCCCGGAUGCAGCGGGCUGAGUCCCCCGACUUGAAGAAGAGGCGGAUUCACCAGUGUGACUUCGAGGGCUGCAACAAGGUGUACACGAAAAGCUCCCACCUCAAAGCACACAGGAGGAUACAUACAGGAGAGAAGCCGUACAAAUGCACCUGGGAAGGCUGCACCUGGAAGUUUGCCCGUUCCGACGAGCUCACCCGGCAUUUCCGCAAGCACACGGGCAUCAAGCCCUUCCGCUGCUCGGACUGUGACCGCAGCUUCUCACGCUCGGACCACCUGGCCCUGCACCGCCGGCGGCACAUCAUGAUGUGAGGGGGGGAGGAGGGCCUCCAGCUCCUCCACCGCCCCUGGCCGCCCACCCCUGCCUCACCGGCCACGGUAAAGAGACUGCGAGACGGGAGGCACCGUCCCCAGCUUGAUUCAGCCUGGCAGCAGGCUGGAUGCCAGCUUGGCACCUGUGGCUGCCCACACCUGAGAAAGCAGACCUUCUACCAUGCACACGAGGGCUAGAAAGAGGCUCUGGAGAGAUGCCCUGCUCCCUCUCUUCUGUUCACCUCCCCUUCCUUAAGUGGCUGGAAAGCUCCAGGAUUCCUUGAAAUGACACCCAGCUCCUCAUCUGGCUUCGAUUUUUUUUGCACAUUGCCUCCCCCUCCUGGGUCAGGAAACACAGAGGAUGUCCGGCACGUGUGUGCACAGCCCCAGCUUGUCCCAGCGCGACCCUGGCCUUGGCGAGCGAAUCAGACUGGCCGGACGGCAUCGCUGCUGGCAGAAGGCUGCUGCUGGGGGUUGGAUUGGGGGUUUGGCUCAUGGCUAGGGGCUGGCUGUCUCCUACCAACGGGCUGAUGCAAUAGGACUCUGUUCUGGUGAAGCUGGCACUGCCGCCUCUCCUGUUCCACGACACGUCAUACGUGGCUUGUCCUAGCUGGUCCAUUGGACUCCCUGAGCUCCCGAGGCACUGCUGGCAUUGGAGAGCCCGCCUGGCCUUGGCUUGAUCUCUCUCUUUUAUGAACACGUGGGUAACUGGCCGUUAACGAAGAGGCCUCAUUAUGUGAGGACAAGGGGUUUGUGGUGUUACCUGAGGAGGGAGGGCCCGAGGAACAAAGAAAAGGGAAAACUUUGCGGAACAUGGAACUGUGAUGAUUUUAUCUGAUUUUAGGGGUGGGUGGGUUGGGGACCCUGAAUUCUGCCCAUGCUGCAGGGCCAAGGAAUAGGACAGUAGAUGCAUUUCUAACUUAAACCUAGCAGCCUGGACACGGACUAUUGCAUUUUUCUAUUGCUCAUCUGGCCUGCAGAGGCUGAGCCGGCGCUGCGCUCUGGGUGGACUCGGGGCUCUGUACUGGAUCGUUUUGGACUUGAUCUUGGGGGGCUGACGGGGUGGCCACAGGGCUGGAAAUACGUCCGUGCACAGUUUUUUAAGAAUUGCUUUUUCCCUUCCCUUCUGCAGGGGCGGAGCUAAGAACCUGAUGUUUUUCCAGAUGCUCCUUUUUGUGUCUCCAUCUUUCUUUCUGAUGGAUUUGAGUUUGGCAAAUGCAGGGAUGGAGUGCACCUGCCAGACAGCAUCUGUGCUGCCCUCGGGAGAGGGGGCGAGUGCAGUGGCUGGAAUUGGUGAGGGGAGGGAGCCGGGAAGGAGAAGAUCAUCAAGAUGAGGCAAACUGGAUCCUCAUUCUGCCACCAGCCUGGGCUAGGGAUGUGGUGUUCCAGCUAAAGCCAAGAAUCUGCCAGCAAUCCUGGUAUUGACACGAUGUAUAUGCUGAAGGGGAGAGACUGGGGAGUCCCGUUAAAUGUUUGGUACUGGCUCUGCUUAUCACAUUAUUUCCCCUUUGCUUCCCAAUCCAGCUCAGCACUGAGUUCAUGUAGGCCCCCCCAACUGCAUUUCACUGGGCAGAUUCUCUUUCUUCCUCGCAUCCCUUUCAUUUAAGAAGGCUCUUGAUCCAUAGGUGCCAAUUCUGUGGGUGCCCCUGGGCUCAAGCACUCACUGAAAAAAAUAGGGGGUGCCCAGCAGCUGCAGGUCCUGAGGAAUCUUUUGUGGGCCCUGGCACCUGGACUGUGGCCCCCGCCUGUGCUCCACCCCUGCUCCGCCCUGAGGCCCCGCCCUCG
Messenger RNA from Trachemys scripta elegans, 3760 nucleotides. It is a transcript of the gene KLF8, whose product is annotated as Kruppel like factor 8. The coding region runs from base 1031 to 1975 and encodes 314 amino acids. Gene Ontology annotation, molecular function: DNA-binding transcription factor activity, RNA polymerase II-specific; RNA polymerase II cis-regulatory region sequence-specific DNA binding. Lineage: Eukaryota; Metazoa; Chordata; Testudines; Emydidae. Gene Ontology annotation, biological process: regulation of transcription by RNA polymerase II. The record is from RefSeq and is a predicted model, not a curated record. The transcript is spliced from 6 exons.